AUGGUUGAUCAGGCUCAGGUCUCUGAGAUUAAGCAAUUUUUGCUUGACCAUAAUCCUUCCAAGAUCCAUAAUGAUUCCAUAUUUGAGCACUUCAUAAGCGGUUUUUCAGUUUUAUUUGACGCCUUUGAACAUCAGACUGAGGGAAUGGUAGAUUCUCAAAGGUUACUCAUAAUUGAUACCUUUUCCAUAUGGGUACUAAGAUCUACACAAUGUCUGUCUAAUAAAAAAAUUGAUACUACUGGUUACAUGAAUAAAUUGAAACAAGAGCUUUUGACUAUGGAGAACAGCGGAAUCAUAUUUCAAUAUGUUAUAGAUUUUUGGACAGAUGGUACAACUGCGUUUACCAAUGCAUUGAGAGAAAUGUUUAGCAAAUUUUUAAGAUUGUUGCAUAUGGUUUAUUUGGUACAGGAUAGAAUGAUACUUUUCAAUUCGUGGUUAACUCAAAUUUUAGAGAUUUCUUCCACUCUACGAGUACAGUAUUACUUGAUAGAUUCUUUAUCCCCUGAAACUGAUCUUUAUGUGAUAUUGGAACGCAAACCUGGAUUUGUUGAAAGUUCUUUAGCGUUAAUGUGGUCAGAUUCCCUUUCCAAUCCUAUCGGAAAAUGUAUCACUAGCCUUUUAAUCAAUAUCUAUAAAAUCCAUUUCAAAGAAAAUGAGUCAUUAUUAGAUGAGUGGUUAGAUCUUUGGCAAGGUUCUGUUUUGAAAUAUCUUCAAGAUGUAAGAUUUGCAAAGCCGACUGAAUUAUACAUUCUGAUACCUCUAUUCAAAGCUAUGCCUAGAGAGGCAUUCGUGAAAUUUAUUCAAGGAUCAUCAUCAUUUGAUGCAUCACUUCUCAUCUCGUUGUUUAGAAUUGGUCAAGAAUUGGGAAUUGAAGAGGAACCAUAUCACAACGACAAAUUGAUUCCACUGUCUACAGUUGAAAAUUUACUGCAACAGGAUGAAAACAAGUUAUAUGCGUUUGAACUUUUAGCUUUCUCUAUCAAAACAUCGAGGCCUGUAAAUUCCUACAUCUAUGAAAUGCUUAAACGUAAUUUACGAAUUUUUUUCGUAGAUACUAAGAUUGAAACUAGAAACUAUUUUUGCAGUGCUCUGAAACAUUUUAUUCUAAGAAUUAGAGAUUCCACUUAUUCCCUGAAUAGAGAUCGUAACAAAUUGAUUAAAGCUAGGAAAUUUCCAGAGGAGCAAAACGAGAAAUUAAAUCAACUCAAGGAAUCGCAGGAGUUCCUCGAAUGGCUUUUUGCCUUUCUAAAGACUCAAAUUUGCCCUGGGACACAGUACCAAAGAAAUACCUUGGCUUUUAAAAUUUUGGUUAUUUUAUUAGAAUCUGGUGUUGAUAAAUCUACGCCAGAAAAAUACCUGGAUUUAAGGAAUUUUAGACCGUAUCCAUUUUCCAUUGGGUUUUUCGAAGAUGAGGUGUUGCUGAGAUUGUUGAUAGAUAAUUUGACCAGUAACUACGAUGAUAUUCGUCAAACUGCUAAGAAGUUAUUGACCAUCGCAUUUGACAAUGACACUUCGAAUUCUAUGAAGGCCAAUUUCAAUUGGGAAAAACUACAUCAACGGGCCACAGAAUAUUUGGAAGUAUACCAGAAUACAGAUAUCGGCGCAGCUUUACAGGAUUUUCUUUUCUCUACAUGUGGCAAUCGAAAAAAAUUCAUUGACGAUCUAAUUGAUGAGUUGCAAAAGAAAAUUGAAGAAUCUAAAAAAGACUACUUAAAGCAUCAAGAUGACCCUGUAAGCGGCUAUUUUGCGGCACUAACUUUAAUUUUAAGAGAUAACGAAUUCGAUACCCAAUAUUCUAAAGUUGUUAUCGCUAAGUGUAUCUCCCUCAUUUUGAGUAACUGGGAUGCAGUUGAGGAACCGGUAUGCCGUAAUCCCUCUGAAACUAAAAAUUCUGAAGUAUUUUCUAAAAGUGAAAUGAGUGAUCAGUUUGUUAUUGCCAAGGCGUUUAGAUCUAUUAAGGAAUCCUCUUUAUUGCUAGAAGUAUUGGUAACAAGAGCAUCCGUUACAUUUGAACAACUUAAAUCUGCAGGUGAUCUGAUGAUCACUCAACUGUUCAAUUUGAGGCAUAGCGGAGCCUUCCAAUCAGUCCUUCCAAGUUUUAUUGCAUGUUGUACAAAAGUUUCUAAAGACUAUCCUGCACAAUUAGAGGAAUGGUUGAAAAUCGUUCUUGACUCAUUAGAACUAAAGACUCAAAUGAUCACAAGAAGGUCUGGUGGUAUACCGUCUUUGUUAACAACCAUUUUAGCGGCCGAAAGAGGUAAGGAGAGGCCUCUGCUUAAAUCUGCAUUUAACAAUUUGGAAAGGGUAGCUUCUCUGCCCGCUAUCCAACAUCUGGAAAAAAUUGAUCUGCCUCAAGUCAAUGCAUUCAAUUGUAUCAGAUCAAUUUUUGUCGAAUCAAGACUAUCUGAGCCUUGUGCCCCUUAUGUUCCCUCAGCUUUGAAUCUUUCACUCAAACACUUUACUUCGGAUAUUUACUCUUUGAGGAAUUGUUCUCUAAUGCUAUUCACUUCUUUGCAGAAUAGAAUAUUUGGUAAAGCUGGUAAAAGUAUUAGUGCCCGUCUGUUUUUCACAAAGUAUCGUGGAGUUAGGGAAGUUCUGUUGAACUUCUUGGAGGAUUCUUUGAAGAAACCUUCGGAUAAUGACCAAGGUUUUGUACUUUCUCAAUCUCGUGUUGAAUCCAUUUUCCUCGUACUUAAUCUUUUACUAAGGCUGCGACCAACUCCCGGUUAUGAUGGAUUAGAUAUUUUCAUUGAAAAGGUCACCCAUUGUUUGGAAAGUCCUCACUGGAACAUUAGAGAGAUGGCGGCUAAAACCAUAUCUUCCUUAACCGAUGAUCCUUUGGAUCAAUUCGAGGCACUUUUGAGCACUGCUUCGAUUACGAGGCAGAAUAAAUUACAUGGGCAUCUACUGGCAGCUAAAGCUAUAAUGUCAGAUAAGAGAGACGUUCUUGAAGAGAAGAAAGCUGGAACCAGAAUAUUUGAAUUAUUGUAUUCCAUGAAACUCCUAACCAACAAUCCUUGCUUUGUAACUUCUAAGGAAUAUAUCGAAGCGGUGGAAUAUGUUUUGUCUUGGAAAAAUACGAUUGCACAUGCCAAAAAGGAUUUCGUAGCUCGUCUGGGCAAUUUCUUCCUUUACCAUAAUGAACGCUAUUCUAUCGAUGGUACAAAGCAACUUUGUUUAUCUGCUGCGCUUAGAACUUUGCUAGUAUAUGAGCAACCUGAGAACAUUCAACCAUUAUGUGAGUUAGGCAUAUUAUCCUCCUUCUAUGAAGUUCAGGAAACUGCGGUUAACUAUGUGGUUGAUAAUUUGGAUUUGAAACAGAGCGCCAACGAGAAUGUUGCAAUCGCAUUAAAGAAUGCUUUCAUGGAAGAUAAGUUCAGGCCCUCUUUGAAAGGUCGGGUAUUAGGGGCUUUAAGAGAAACAGAUUAUCUGUUUGAUUUUGAAACUAUUAAAGAUCUAAUUUUGCAACCUACCAAUGAGGAUCUACAGCUAUGUGCGAUUGAGACAGUAGGUUACGUCGUUGGUUCAAACAAUAUGGAAUUCAUGAAUGCCGUUAUUCAGAAACAUACAAGAGACGACAUGCCAGUGGAUUUCAGAAUGGCAUCAUUAAAUUGUUUGAAAAAUUUCUUGAGAAGAGUAGUUGAACCCAGAUUGCUUUUGCAAUUACACAAGAUGUUGAACGAUGACGAUGAUGAAGUGAGGGAAUGUGCGGCUGAAUCUUUGAAUGAAGUGUUAUUGGGUGAACCAAAACAAGCAAGGAGUCCUUCGGUUACAGGAGCUUUGUUUGGGGAGAAGUACGUGGAAAAAUUCCAUGAUUCCUCUGAAGCUGCUCAAGAUGUUGCUCAGUGUUUGAAAGAAUUUAUGAACUCCUAUGAUAUCUGUAUUUCGACCACCAAGAGCAUCAUUGAAGGUUUAUUCGAAGUAGAAAAAGAUAAUCAGUUUAGAAAUGAAAUUGAGGAAAAUACUCAACGCAUCAACAUUUUGAAGAAAAUGAAAUAUUUCUCCAAGGAAUUCGUAUCGUGGAUCAAUAACCUCAUUGAUCGCCAUAUAAAAUUCCUAGAAAACACUAAGGUAGUUGACGGGCCCUUGGGAUGGGCCUCUAAUGCUGAGGUAUUUUCAAGACUAUGUAUUUUGAGGACUCUCAGCAAGACAUAUUCGCCUGAAAAGUUUUUGGAAUUGGAGGGAUCAUUGAAAGAUCAUAAUGUGCAUCCAAUGAUUUUUGAAUACCUUCCUGUAGAUUUUUGA
Molecule: messenger RNA, 4245 nt
Organism: Zygosaccharomyces rouxii
Lineage: Eukaryota; Fungi; Ascomycota; Saccharomycetes; Saccharomycetales; Saccharomycetaceae
Gene: TRM732
Product: tRNA methylation protein TRM732
Exons: 1
Coding region: 1-4245 (1414 amino acids)
Biological process (GO): tRNA methylation
Cellular component (GO): cytosol
Source: RefSeq, a predicted model, not a curated record